CCAGGACAGCCCAUCAGUGACCACGGGCCCUCGGAGGGCCCACGGAAUUGCUGUGAUAAGUACAACCAGCAUUGAUGGGCGAUGAUUCUGUUUGCAACCUAUGACUCGAUGGAACUGUAGAUGGUCGAGAUUCGCCACCCGCCACCCCGUUUGUCUCUCUCUCCCUCUCGCUCUCUCUUCACCGAGCUCCCCAAAGGCCUAGUUCUUCGUUCUCCGGGCCCAUCUUUCCAUCGGCCACUCUUUGGAAGCAGUUUAGUUCGUUCCUGGCCGAAGUCUACUCUACGCUUUACUCCAACUGUAGGUGCUCUACGGACCGCUUACCUAUGUGCGUGUGGCCAUCGAAAGAGCCUGCCUGCAAAUGACAUUGCAUCCAUCUCUCCUCUCUGGCCUGGCGCUGUGCGAAAGCAGAUGGUUUGUUCGACGCUUCUCUCGUUGACACGUCGACAGGCAGAAUCGCGUGUGGAGACCUCCGUUUACCGCUCGCUCGCCAUACAUGCAUGCACGCCAUGCAGCUCCAGCCGCCUGUACAUACAUGCGGCGGCGGUGGUGGUGGUGAUGCAGCUGGCAGCGAGCUACUCUAGGGGCGAGGUCAACUCUGCAGCCCUCUUUUUCCACCGUAACGCGACAUCAUCUUGCGCCGAGCCUUUCUGCUAUCAGAACAGCGAAAAAAUCAAUCGCGCGAAACAACUGCACGCCCAAUGCCCGAGAAACGAAAUGUUCGUCUCAAUUCCUUUGCUAGUGGUGGGGGUGCGAGGGUUGAGACGAGACCGCGCAGCCAAACGUCAACGAGGACUGUGGCCCUGGCCUGGCAACCGAGCCACUGAGGGAGACGACUGGCCCGACGGCCAACCAAACCCCUCCACCGACGUGGAGCUGCUUAGGCCGGUAGUUCUCCAGUACCCCACCACCACCACGCCCGCGACCACCGCGACCACCGCAGCCAUUGCAAUCACCUCGACCGCCCUGUCCUCUUUUUUAUGGCCUCAGCGAUAUGCGUGCGAAGAAGGCUUAUUGAUUUUUCUUUGCACGUGGUCCCAUUCCCAGCUCGCAACGCUAUUGGACGAUCACGCAUGCAGGGUCCAAACUAACAACUGUAAGCCUCCCCACGCCGUGUACACGUCGUUCCUGGACAUAAGCCUUUUUCGUCGACAGGAACGAGGUCCAGAUCUGCCACCAGUCGUAGCCCGCGGUUCCUGCUUUGUUUCGAUCCCCCGGGAAAUUCCACGCGGUGGGGCCGCGGGGAGACACGCAUAUUGCAGCAUAUGUGCGGCCCAGAGCGGACCAGCCUGAGACCAGCUCAUCACAGCGAACAUUCGCUGGAGAUUCGCUGGAGGAUGGCCAGCGCUGACUCGCCCAUGACGCUUGCCACCCUUUUUUUCUUUCUUCUUCUCGCCGGCUUGAGCCUGCUCCUUCUGGCGCAGCUGGUUGCUGUCAACGCUCUCGCCGGUCCGCUGGGAGGUGGUGCG
Messenger RNA from Tricharina praecox, 1466 nucleotides. RefSeq lists its product as uncharacterized. The transcript has a single exon. The record is from RefSeq and is a predicted model, not a curated record. NCBI's taxonomy places the organism in Eukaryota, Fungi, Ascomycota, Pezizomycetes, Pezizales, Pyronemataceae. The coding region runs from base 121 to 1290 and encodes 389 amino acids.